Molecule: messenger RNA, 3518 nt
Organism: Anopheles darlingi
Lineage: Eukaryota; Metazoa; Arthropoda; Insecta; Diptera; Culicidae
Gene: AP-2mu
Product: AP-2 complex subunit mu
Exons: 6
Coding region: 366-1682 (438 amino acids)
Biological process (GO): clathrin-dependent endocytosis; intracellular protein transport
Cellular component (GO): cytoplasmic vesicle; AP-2 adaptor complex
Molecular function (GO): clathrin-cargo adaptor activity
Source: RefSeq, a predicted model, not a curated record
UGUGUCAUCUGUGGAAGAAAAUUUUUUCGUGUUUUUUUCUGGGUGUAGGCUUGUGUUUUUGGCGAAAUUACCCCUGAAAAUGGAGUAAUUCGUUGUUGCGCGUUGUGAAAAAGUUGCCGCGGAUCGCUGCGAUCACAGUGUAACCCGUGUUGAUAAGCAGCGAGAGAGCUAUCUGGAUCCGGCUGCGGUCCACGGGGUGGGGGGAUUGGUUAGGCAGCGACGGUUGGUCGGUCGGGCGGGUUUUUUUUUCCACAAUCAGAGACAGCUUCCGCCGCUGCUGCUGGUGAUUCUCUAUCUCGACGAGGAGAACUAGAUUUCUUCGUCUUUGCUUUGUGUGAAAAGAAGAGGCCGGCCGGUUGAUCAAGAUGAUUGGUGGACUGUUCGUGUACAAUCAUAAGGGCGAGGUGCUGAUAUCGCGCGUCUACCGGGAUGAUAUUGGCCGCAACGCGGUCGAUGCAUUCCGCGUGAACGUCAUCCAUGCCCGCCAGCAGGUGCGCUCUCCGGUGACGAACAUUGCCCGUACGAGCUUCUUCCAUAUUAAGAGAGCGAAUAUCUGGCUGGCGGCGGUCACGAAGCAAAAUGUGAACGCGGCAAUGGUGUUUGAGUUUCUGCUCAAGAUCAUCGACGUGAUGCAGUCGUACUUUGGCAAGAUCUCCGAGGAGAACAUCAAGAACAACUUUGUGCUGAUCUACGAGCUGCUGGAUGAAAUUCUGGACUUUGGUUAUCCGCAAAACUCGGACACCGGCGUGCUGAAGACGUUCAUCACGCAGCAGGGCAUCAAGACGGCCACGAAGGAGGAGCAGGCGCAGAUUACGUCGCAGGUGACGGGCCAGAUCGGUUGGCGCCGCGAAGGCAUCAAGUAUCGGCGCAACGAGCUGUUCCUCGAUGUACUCGAGUACGUGAAUCUGCUGAUGAGCCCCCAGGGACAGGUACUGUCGGCUCAUGUGGCCGGCAAGGUCGUGAUGAAGUCGUACCUGUCCGGUAUGCCGGAGUGUAAGUUCGGUAUCAACGAUAAGAUCGUGAUGGAGGCGAAGGGUCGCAGCGGAAUCUCGGGCAAUGCGGACAACGAAGCGUCACGAUCGGGCAAACCGGUGGUCGUGAUCGAUGACUGCCAGUUCCACCAGUGCGUCAAGCUGAGCAAAUUCGAGACGGAACACUCGAUCAGCUUCAUUCCGCCCGAUGGUGAGUUCGAGCUGAUGCGCUACCGUACGACCAAGGACAUUUCACUGCCGUUCCGUGUGAUACCGUUGGUUCGGGAGGUUGGCCGAACCAAGAUGGAGGUGAAGGUGGUACUGAAGUCAAACUUUAAACCAUCGCUGCUGGGUCAGAAGAUCGAGGUGAAGAUUCCUACGCCGCUCAACACCUCCGGCGUGCAGCUGAUCUGUCUGAAGGGAAAAGCGAAGUACAAGGCCUCGGAGAAUGCAAUCGUAUGGAAGAUUAAGCGUAUGGCCGGCAUGAAGGAAACGCAACUUUCGGCCGAAAUCGAACUACUUGAGACGGAUACCAAAAAGAAGUGGACUCGACCGCCGAUCUCGAUGAACUUCGAAGUACCGUUUGCACCGUCCGGAUUCAAGGUUCGUUAUCUGAAGGUGUUCGAACCAAAGCUGAACUACUCCGAUCACGAUGUGAUCAAAUGGGUGCGAUACAUUGGCCGCAGUGGACUCUACGAAACUCGAUGCUAAAUACGUUCGACGGCAAUUUUCUGUUUUCUGUAUUCUUUAAUUCGCUCGGAUAUGGAUCCAACCCCGACAGUAGUAGUGUUGCGAAAGCGGAGGGAGGGGUCCCCCUCGAUAUUCUAGGACAAUGAUUUUCGGGCGGAAACACGCGGCAUACUGUAAACCACCGCCGGAUGGUUUCAGUUGUAAUCGUGGAAGCUCACACUCGAACGAAGUACGUCACUUCUCCGCCAGUUUUCUCUCUAUCACGUCAGUUAGCUUAAGAUUAGUGGAAAGAGGACACAUUCAAAGCACACACUCACACACAUCCGGUCAGUCAGCUAUUCCGUUUGGUUGUUUCUUUUCGGCUGGCUGGAAAUGAUUUUUGUUUUGUUUUUCCUUUUUGUCGGAUUUCAUUGAAAAAAAAGCGAUCUAGAAUCAGUGUGGCAAAUGAUAACAGUGUUAAGAAGCAACAAUGCGGUACUGCCAUAUGCUGGGCAGUGCGUUAAUGAUUAAACGCAGAAGCAAAAGUCAAACGCUUGACGCGUUCAGUAGUGAAGGUGAUGUGCAAUAGCAAUUGAUAUCGUUGCAGCAUCAGGAGCAGCAUCUUACAGGCAAAACGAUAAAUCUUUCGAUAGGUACCGAUCCUUGCUAUCUUGUUUUUGCAUAAGCAGCAAUGAAUGCAUGCACCAGCAGCAUGUGCACGUGCUUUUGAAUGCGAAACGGAAUACACCUUUACACAGACGCGAACACACACACAUCGAAACGCGUACGAAUCUCGCACGAUCAAGGGGGAUUAAUUAAAAUGGUUCAUUAUUGUCCCGAGCAGAAGAGGCUGCCGUCGAUGAACGAAUACUUGAUUGAAGAGGAAGACAAGGAACGGAGUGAUCACUUCUGUACAUAUUUGCUACCUGACUCGUCAUUCAUUCCAACAAUGCUGUUUAGACGAUUUUCUUAGUCGCUUAUUAUGUUGCGCUUUCGUGCAUUUUUGUCCUUCUUCCUUGGAGUGAGUAUUAGAACAAAUUUUGUUUAUUAAUGUCUGGGAAGACUCUGAAAUAUGUCCCAUCCUUCCAUACUAUUCCACACACAAACACAAUCAGCAGCAGCGCGGUGACUGUUUAGAAGAAUUAAUAUCCUCCUCUUACGUUGAUUAAAAUUGAUUUCACGGCUGAAACACAUGCAGAUGUGCAUCGUAGGCUUUCCUUCCUGAUUUGCUGCUAUCAUUUUCAUUCAAUAAUCAAACCGUUUCCCAUAAAAUUGAUGGUUUAGUGUCCGUUACACUAAAAGAGAUGCUAAGAAAGGAGUUAAAUAGAAAAGAAGAAAAUAUCCAUCGUACGAUCAUUAGCCAUACACGAGCAGAAAACGUGUGACCGUAAAGAGUAUGAGACGAAGAGAGAGAGAGGGAAAGAGGGAGAGCUGGAUGGUAUAAAUCUACUAUUUAAAUAUACAUACAUAUAUCUCUAAACUUAUCAUCGCCAAUCAUGAAACAGAAUUCUUAGCCGUACGCGCCGCAUUUCUCUUCCGUUUUCCUGCGUCGUGCCGAAUCGGGGACCGGAUGUACGAGUGCUUCUAUAUUCAGCGCCGGUUGCCGACUGCCGCUUACUCAUCGCAUAGCAUUAUUUACGGUGCAGUAGAAGAUCCACCGCGUGCGUGCGUGCGUGCGCGCGCUAUCCGCUGUGUGUUAUCGAAAUACAAACGAUAUCGCGAUAUCGGAAAGAGAAGGGUUAGGCCAGAGUAACCAAUAAUUCAAUGACAUGAAAUCAGUGUGCGCGUGUCGGCGCUUAGUACAGUGCACGACGAAACAGUGUGUAGUGCGUAAUAGAAAAGCAUAUAUAUAGUUCGUGGCAUCGUUAGCAACACUAU